UAUGUGGCUUGUUCCUGUUGACGCACACAACGUCAGACUUACGAUAGAAACGAAAGUUGGAAAAGACAAUCGUCAGUUUUACCGUUGUUGUUGUUUAUAUUCACGGGCACGAAAUAUGGCCACAAAACUGACCAUAUCCUGUGGUCCGUGUGGAUACGAUGACGUCACGAAAAACGCAAAGAAAUGGUGUACCGAUUGUGAAGAGGGAUUUUGUGGAGAAUGUGAAAAAUACCACAAAUCUAUGAAAGUUUUGAGAGAUCAUAAGAUGAUUUCUAUUGAGGACUAUCGUCAAAUACAAGACAUUUCCGUAAAUAUGAACUGUGAGAUGCAUGGUAAAAAGCUAGAUUUAUACUGUAAGAAGCACGAUAUUGCAGUAUGUGUAGUCUGUAUUCCUUCGGAACAUAAAGCAUGUUCCUCUUCUGAUGUCAUCUCCAUUGAUGAAGCAUCAAAAAACGCUAAACAAUCAAGUGCACUCUUAGACUUAGAAGGAACUAUAUCAACAACUAUAGAAAACGUGAAACACUGUAUCAAAGACCGAGAAAUAGCUUUGGCAAAUGUGGACCAAGAUGAACAAACAAUACGUAAAACGAUUACAGACACACGGAAGAAUCUCAAUGAAUACUUGGAUAAACUCGAGAGAAAACUGCUGCUAGAUUUGAAAUCCAAACAUGAAAACUGUAAAUCUAAAAUGAUGAAAAUUCUUAAUCAAUUGAAGCAAAUGGAGAAAGAGGUAGAAAAACUGAAAGACCAGACACUUCAAAUGAAACGUUUUGCAUCUGACUUACAAGUGUUUCUUGGAACUCGACAAUUAUACCAGUCAGUUAGUAGACAGGUUGAAUGGCUCAAAGAAGAAAUAAGAGUUUGUUCGAAAAGCAAAAUUGAAAUAGAGAUACAUCACAUGAUCUGUUCCUUGAUGAAGGAGGUAAAACAGUAUGGAGAAAUCAAAGUUAUUGAAACCAUUACAAAUCUACAACUUAAAGAUGCAAAGAUAGACCAGGCUCAGAUACAGAUACAUGGAUUUUCCCAAAAUAUUCAUAAUGUCGAUAUGCAGCUGAAACAGAAGUUUGAUAUCAAAGGAUCAGAAAAACCAAUAACUGGCUGCAUUGUAUUACCGGACGACCGAAUUAUAAUUGCAGACUAUAAUGGAUGUGGAAAAUUAAUGGAAUACAAUAACAAUGGAAAACAUAUUCGUGACAUUCCUGUCUCUGAUAAACCGCAUAGUCUUACAAUAGUAGAUACCGACUGUAUAGCUGUUACAUAUGGAUCAUCUGAAUACCUGGAGAUUAUAAACACUAAGAAUUAUAGUGAAAGGAAGAAGGUGAAAUGUAAAAAAUACUGCUGGGGAAUAUCUUACCAGGAUCAGAAGCUGUAUGUUGUUGUAUUACAACAAGGCAUAGUGGUGAUGGACUUAAAUGGGAAGACAUUAGAUACAAUCGAAAUCGAUGUUCCAAUUGUGUAUAAUAUAACAACGACCAGAGACAAUAUAUACUAUACAGACCUGGGAAAUAAUACAGUACAUUGCUGUAGUAUGACAGGACAAGACAUCUUGGUAUUCAAGGAUCAGUCUAUUUCAAAUCCGAGAGGUAUAUCAGUGGAUCAUAAUCAGAACGUAUUUGUUGUUGGUCAAACCUCUAACAACUUGACAGUAAUACAACAUGACGGUAAAGACAGUAAGGUCAUACUUACUGAUCGUGAUGGACUUCAAUCUCCGUCUGCAGUGCAUUACAACAAGGAAAAGAAGAUUUUCUGUUUAGGCUUCAAGGGAGGAAGCGUUGCAUUGUACCAACUAUCGUAAAAAUAAAUCUGCAAAGUAGAAUAUAGUACUUUCCGUUUGUAAUGGAUUGCCUGACAUUAAAAUUAUGUUACAUCUUAACAUUAGCUAAAAGGACGAAUACAUAACAUAGGACAAAGUCAUUGAUUUGAUUAUUAAAUUCGAAAGAGUUGUAAAUAUGCUUGAAAUAUUUAUCUGUCACAUUAUGUUCAUACGCAUUACAAUAUUAAUGUAUG
This is a messenger RNA of Mytilus californianus (California mussel), 2007 nucleotides long. RefSeq lists its product as uncharacterized. The record is from RefSeq and is a predicted model, not a curated record. The coding region runs from base 2 to 1795 and encodes 597 amino acids. Gene Ontology annotation, molecular function: zinc ion binding. The transcript is spliced from 2 exons. NCBI's taxonomy places the organism in Eukaryota, Metazoa, Mollusca, Bivalvia, Mytilida, Mytilidae.